Messenger RNA from Ictalurus furcatus (blue catfish), 1708 nucleotides. It is a transcript of the gene lin28ab, whose product is annotated as lin-28 homolog Ab. The record is from RefSeq and is a predicted model, not a curated record. Gene Ontology annotation, molecular function: zinc ion binding; nucleic acid binding. The coding region runs from base 1 to 666 and encodes 221 amino acids. The transcript is spliced from 4 exons. NCBI's taxonomy places the organism in Eukaryota, Metazoa, Chordata, Actinopteri, Siluriformes, Ictaluridae.
AUGCGCACUCGCUUCCACGUGCCGAAUCAUUGUCCUCAGGCACCUCUGACUGACUCAGGUCACAUCAAGACCUCCUUCCUGGUUGCCAUUGGGGGGGGCUGUGCGAAGACCGAAGACGAAGAAACGCAGAACUCCGAGGAGGACUCGGCGUCAUUCAGUGGCAGCGGCGUGUGUAAGUGGUUCAACGUGCGCAUGGGCUUCGGCUUCCUGUCCAUGACGAGCAGAGAAGGCACUCCGCUCGACCAUCCUGUCGACGUCUUCGUACACCAGAGCAAGCUGUACAUGGAUGGCUUCCGCAGCCUGAAAGAAGGAGAGCCGGUGGAGUUCACCUUUAAGAAGUCAUCAAAAGGCCUGGAGUCUCUGCGGGUAACGGGUCCUGGAGGGGUGCCAUGUGCAGGCAGCGAGAAGAAACCCAAAGGUGCCCAGAAACGGCGCUCUAAAGGGGAUCGGUGCUAUAACUGCGGUGGCCCAGACCAUCAUGCCAAAGAAUGCCAGCUGCCCCCUCAGCCCAAGAAGUGCCAUUUUUGCCAAAGCAUGUCUCACAUGGUAGCCAACUGUCCAAUCAAAGCACAGCAGGCAUCGCCGGGAUCUCAGGGAACCCCCACCUCACUGGCAGGAGAAGAAAUCCUGAUCCACACAGCCUCACCACCUGAUACCUCUGAUUGAAUGCUGGAUGGUGAAACGGGAUUACAGUCAGGGAUAACACAAGCACCAAUCAUGCUGCUCUUGGACCUAUCUCAGGUUUUUACUUUUCUAACAGCAUUAAUGAAUGUCGUCUCUCACUAACAUGACAUUGUAGUAAAAAUCAGUCAUUUAUAAUAGUGAGAGACUAUGUAACCUUGUGGUGUGGAUUGAACUUUUGUAUUUUGGUCUUAAUAUGUUUGGAGUCUGCCAUAUUUUUUUUUCCUCCACUUCGGUUCUAUUCAUGCAAGACGAAGAUUGAAGAAGUUGGUCAUCAUUUAAGAUCAAGUUUCAUUGAUUUUCAUUUGCAGGAUUGUAGGAGGGAUUUGUUAGUGUUUCUUUUUUUUCUUUCUUUCUUUCUUUUUUUUUUUUUAGCUAGCUAAGUGUCUUAGAUUUGUAUGGAAACAAUCAAAAACAAACUAUGUUUACAUAUUGCAAUAAGCCUGGAUGUUAAAUCACAGUUGUGAAGCACAUUUUUUUCCUUUCUCAUUUAAGGAAGACAAAGCCAAUGUUGCCAUUUCAUUUUUCAACACCAAAGAGCAUAAACUCAUUUACAGCUUUUAUACUUACUGUUAUACUUGAUUUUGAGUGAAUGAUGUUUGUCAUCAACUUCUUUAAGUUUUACAUAGUUUGAUUCCCAUAGCCAGUUGUAUGUUAUGUUUAAUUAUGAAGCUGUUGAACAAUGUGAAUAUCAUCUCAUUACACGCACUGUUGUGCAGUGUGAUUUAUCCAGGGCCUGCAUUUCCAAAUAUUGCCUAGUAAUUGCUGUAAGAAGACACUGACCAUGUAUCCCAAUACUGUUCUUAACACGCACUUAUCCCCUCACAACCCUUGGCAGCAAGCACAAAGCAUUAGCAGUGAUUUCCUUGGUGUCUAGACAUAUCAGCAUGAUAACUUGCUAAAAGGCUGGCUUGCAAAUGAGAUAAAGAUAAAUUAAAGAAGUUAUGUUAGCUGUCAAGUAUAGACAGAGUAGUUGGAUAUAUAAUAUAUCAAUGCCAAUUUGAAAGUCAACUAUUGAAUUGUACAG